AGGUCUCGUGCAAGUGCACUUACGUCUCCGCGUACGCGGGCGACACAGAUUAUGUAAACCUGCCCUCGUCUCUCUGUUCUCGUCUCCCUCGUCCCCCUACUUCGUCGCUGCUCUGCGCUGCUCUCUCUAGGCGCCCCCCCUCCCUAGCUCGCCAUGGCCGGCCGCGUGCUCGCAGGGGGCCGCGUGCUCGCAGGGGGCCGCCAGCUCGUCCGGAGCCUCCCGGGGCCCCGCGGCCUCACGGGGCUGGCCGGGGCCACCCUCAAAAGCAGCUACGACGCCGUGGUGAUUGGAGCAGGACACAACGGUCUAGUUGCUGCCUCCUACCUGCAGCAAGCCGGGUUUGACACCGCCGUGGUGGAACGCCGGCACGUGGUCGGUGGAGCGGCCAUCACCGAGGAGAUCGUCCCAGGGUUCAAGUUCUCCCGCGCCUCCUACGUGCUCAGUUUGCUGAGGCCGCAGAUUUACAAAGACCUCGAGCUGAAGAAGUUCGGGUUGAAGCUCUACCCCCGCGACCCGUACUCCUUCAACCCCCUCCCGUCGGACGGCAGCGUGAGCCGCCCGCCACCGUCGCUGCUGCUGGGGAUGGACAUGGAGGAGAACCAGCGGAGCAUCGCCAGGUUCUCCGCGAGGGACGCCAAAGCGUACGCAGAGUACGUGCAGCUCAUGGAGAAGCUGGCCUGGGCCGUGGAGCCUCUGAUCGACGCUCCGCCGCCCGACGUCCCCGGGUUCCACGGUGGCCCCCUCGGCUCGCGCCUGCGCGCCGCAAAGUCCUUCCUGCCCGCCCUGAGCUGCGUGCGCCGGCUGGGGAAGGAUCUUCCCAAGUUUUACGAGCUCCUCACGGCCCCCACCACCAAGAUUUUGGACCGGUGGUUUGAGUCGGAGCCUCUGAAGGCCACUCUUGCCACGGACUCUGUGAUUGGAGCCAUGGUCAGCCCCAGGACUCCGGGCAGUGGGUACGUGUUGCUGCACCACGUGAUGGGCGAGCUGGAGGGCGUCAAGGGCAUGUGGGCCUACGUGGAGGGUGGCAUGGGCGCAGUAUCCACCUGCAUGGCCAAGUGCGCCAUCUCUCGCGGAGCGUCCAUCUUCACUGAGGCGGAGGUGCAGCAGGUGCUCGUGGACGGCACGGGCCGCUCCACCGGGGUGGUGCUGUGCGAUGGCACAGAGGUGCGCAGCAAGGUGGUGCUGUCCAACGCCACGCCGCACGUCACCUUCACGCAGCUCACGCCGCAGGAUGCCCUGCCGGCUGACUUCCUCCGAGAGGUUUCUCAGAUUGACUACACAUCUCCUGUCACCAAAAUCAACGUCGCCGUGGACCGUCUCCCCAACUUCCUGGCGGCGCCGACGGAGCGAGCGGGGCAGGCGAUGGCGCACCACCGCUGCUCCAUCCACCUCAACACGUGGGACAUGGCCUGCCUGGACCGCGGCUACCACGAGGCUCUGCAGGGGGCCCCGUCCACGCGACCCAUGAUGGAGCUGUGCAUCCCGUCGGCACUGGACCCAACGCUGGCGCCUCCGGGAAGCCAUGUGGUGUCACUCUUCACGCAGUACACGCCGUACCUACUCGCCGGGGGACGCGCCUGGACGCAGGCCGACAAGGAGGCCUACGGCGAUCGAGUGUUCGACUGCAUCGAGGAGUACGCUCCGGGGUUCAAGUCGUCCGUGAUUGGCCGGGAGAUCUUGACCCCCGCCGACCUGGAGAGGGAGUUUGGUCUCACCGGAGGGAACAUAUUCCACGGCGCCAUGUCCCUGGACCAGCUGUACUUCGCCCGCCCCGUAUCGUCCCACGUGAGCUACAGGUCGCCGGUCCGAGGACUCUACCUGUGCGGGAGCGGCGCGCACCCAGGGGGGGGCGUGAUGGGAUCGGCCGGCCGUAACGGUGCCCUCGUCGCAGUCGCCGAUUGCAAGCGGAAGUGAAGCGGUCGCGCUCAUCCCUCCGCUCAUCGGGCGGCGGUGGCCGCGUUGGCCGACGGCAAAUGAACGGCACGCGCAGGUAUAGAAUACGUGUGUGCCGCCGUGCGUGCCGCCGUGCGUGCCGCCGUGCGUGCCGCCGUGCGUGCCGCCGUGCGUGCGUGCGUGCCUCGCACGAGCGUCUGUGAAAGGACGGUUUCAUCACAAGGUGUCGAUUUUAAAUGGAUUUUAUAGGAUUCGGGGUCUCCGGCAUGUCCAUUGCUCGUUGAUUUGUGUUGUUCGUUGAACGUCCGUCCGGCGGGCUCGUUAGCGUGCGGCGCUUGGCGAGAAACAAACUCGACGUUCGGAUUGCUGAUUAAAAAUAAAACGUCACUUGUUAUCAGUAAUAAUGAAUCUCCACACGUUUUGCGUGUUCUUAUAUGCACAGAUAAAGUAAACGCAUGUCUUUUGUGAAACCGAGCGCAGAAUCUUAGUUAACUGUUUUUUUUUUCAGUUAAAUUAUUUUUAACUUUGACGGAGCCAGUUAUAUUCUCACGAAGUCAAAAUCGCGUCCACACUCGCAUUGGCCGCACCGAGGAAUGUUUUGUCCCUCAGCCGAAACGGCCCCCCCUAAUCCAACGCCCCCCCCCUACUCCAACGACCCCCUCCUACUCCAACGACCCCCCCCCUAAUCCAACGAACCCCCCCCUACUCCAACGCCCCCCCCCCCACUCCAACGACCCC
Lethenteron reissneri (Far Eastern brook lamprey) is the source of this 2631-nucleotide messenger RNA. It is a transcript of the gene PYROXD2, whose product is annotated as pyridine nucleotide-disulphide oxidoreductase domain 2. Gene Ontology annotation, molecular function: oxidoreductase activity. NCBI's taxonomy places the organism in Eukaryota, Metazoa, Chordata, Hyperoartia, Petromyzontiformes, Petromyzontidae. The record is from RefSeq and is a predicted model, not a curated record.